Panicum virgatum (switchgrass) is the source of this 498-nucleotide messenger RNA. RefSeq lists its product as uncharacterized. The transcript has a single exon. The coding region runs from base 1 to 498 and encodes 165 amino acids. Lineage: Eukaryota; Viridiplantae; Streptophyta; Magnoliopsida; Poales; Poaceae. The record is from RefSeq and is a predicted model, not a curated record.
AUGAAGGUUCCGACCUAUGCUCGCUAUAUCAAGGACAUAAUCAACAACAAGCGACCGCUGCCAACUACUGAAGUAAUCAAGCUCACUGAGGCAUGCAGUGCAGCUAUACUUCAACAAUUGCCCGAGAAGAAGAAGGAUCCAGGAUUCCCAACUAUUAGAUGUUCGAUAGGGGCACAGAACCCCGACAUGGCCUUAUGUGAUCUAGGAGCCAGUGUUAGUGUGAUGCCGAAGGCGGUCUUUGACCAACUCAACUACACCAAAUUGACACCAACACCCAUGCAGUUGCAACUGGAUGACUCCUCAGUACGGCACCAUGAAGGAAUCACUGAGGAUGUCCCAGUGAGAAUACGGGACUGCUUUGUCCCAGUCAACUUUGUGGUACUUGACAUGGAUAAUCAGAAGGAGACUACUCUCAUUCUAGGAUGGCCAUUCCUCAAUACAGCAGAUGCACAUAUUGAUGUUGGGUCCGGAGAAAUCCGACUUCAUAUCAAAUGGUAA